UGCGCGCGCGCGUGCGUUUCUGCUUCUUCUUCUUCUUUUUUUCCAACCCCGCAGCUUUGGAUGCGGGACCGAGGAGGCAACACACAGACACACAAACACACACACACACACAAACACACACACACACACAAACACACACAGACACACACAGAGUCAUGGAUAAAGCUCGCGGACGCCAAGAAGCCACUUUGGAUUUAAUGUGAUGUCGCGGGAUCGAAGUUGAAGGAUAAUAAAGGGCGACCGUUCAAUCAUCCGCAACCCGGCAGGAGAAAAGAGGAGAAGAAAGACUGAGAGAGAGAGAUAGAGAGAGAGAGAGAGAGAGAGAGAGAGAGGACAGGACCUGCUGCGAUGUCCACUCCGGUUCUGGAGCUCUGUGGAGGAGAGACGAUGCUGGAAUGAAGUUGAGCACUAUGGGGUUUUCCAGCUUGGCACUCCUGAUGCUCCCGGCUCUCCUCACCCUGGUGGGCGUGGUCCACGCCGCCGAGAAGGUUCCCAUUCUGAACAUUGCCGUGAUCCUGGGCCGAACGCGCUACAUCUCGGACCGGGACAUCCGCGCCCUGUGGAGCAAGGACGACCCGAUCGACGUCAACGUGGUCACGCUGCUGGUCAACGAAACGGAUCCGAAGAGCAUCAUCACUCAUGUGUGCGACCUCAUGUCCGGGACUAAGAUCCACGGCGUGGUGUUCGGCGACGGCACCGACCAGGAAGCCAUCGCCCAGAUUUUGGAUUUUAUUUCCUCGCAGACGUUGAUACCCAUCCUGGGGAUUCACGGCGGAUCGUCCAUGAUCAUGGCGGACAAGGACGUGAAGUCGACGUUCUUCCAGUUUGGAGCGUCCAUCCAGCAGGAGGCGCUGCUGAUGCUGAACAUCAUGGAGGAAUACGACUGGCACGUGUUCUCCAUUGUGACAAGCAAGUUUCCAGGAUACCAGGACUUCAUCGCCAUCCUUAAGACCACGGUGGACAACAGCUUCGUUGGAUGGGACCUGCAGCACACCAUCACGCUGGAUGCGGUGGACGGCGUGGACGGAGGACGGGCUCAGCUCCAGCUCAAGAAGGUGCAGUCGCCUGUCAUCCUGCUCUACUGCUCCAAAGAUGAAGCCGCAUACAUCCUGGAGGAGGCGCGCUCGCUCGGGCUCACUGGAUUCGGAUACAUCUGGAUCGUACCCAGUUUGACCACGGGCAACCCGGACAUAACACCCGACGAGUUCCCGUCAGGCAUGAUCUCCGUCUCCUACGACGACUGGGACUAUCCCCUGGAAGCACGGGUUCGAGAUGGGCUUGGGAUCAUCACCACGGCGGCGGCGGCCAUGUUGAAGGAGUUUGGUGACAUUCCUGAAGCCAAGACCAGCUGCUAUGGGCAGAUGGAGAAGGCCAAGCUGCCGCCAAGUGCACUUCACAAGUACAUGAUGAACGUGACGUGGGACGGUCGGGAUUUGUCCUUCACCGAGGACGGCUAUCAGGAGAAUCCCAAACUGGUUGUCAUCGUCCUGAACAAGGAUCGUGAAUGGGAGAAGAUGGGUAAAUGGGAGAACCGCAGUCUGACGCUGAAGUACCCGGUGUGGCCGCGCUUCAACUCGUUCGGUGACACGGAGACGGACGAUAAUCACCUGAGCAUCGUGACUUUAGAGGAGAAGCCCUUCGUCAUCGUGGAGAACGUGGAACGUCUGACAGGAACCUGCAUGCGGAACUCGGUACCCUGCCGCAAGCACAUCAAAGACAAUUCCACCGAAGGAGGAGGAACGUACAUCAAAAAGUGCUGCAAGGGCUUCUGCAUCGACAUCCUCAAAAAGAUCGCCAGGAACGUCAAGUUCACCUACGACCUUUACCUGGUGACCAACGGGAAGCACGGGAAGAAGAUCAACAACGUGUGGAACGGCAUGGUGGGAGAGGUGGUGUAUAAGAAAGCCGUCAUGGCCGUGGGCUCGCUGACGAUCAAUGAGGAGCGCUCGGAGGUCAUCGAUUUCUCCGUUCCCUUUGUGGAGACCGGGAUUAGUGUGAUGGUGUCCCGCAGCAACGGCACCGUCUCUCCCUCGGCCUUUCUGGAGCCCUUCAGUGCGUCCGUGUGGGUGAUGAUGUUCGUCAUGCUGCUCCUGGUCACCGCCAUGGCCGUGUUCAUGUUCGAGUACAUCAGUCCUCUGGGCUUUAACAGGAACCUGGCCCAGGGAAAAGAUCCGCACGGACCCUCGUUCACCAUGGGCAAGGCGGUGUGGCUGCUCUGGGGUCUGGUCUUCAACAACUCCGUCCCUGUGCAGAACCCCAAAGGCACCACCAGUAAGUUCAUCGUGUCCGUGUGGGCCUUCUUCGCCGUCAUCUUCCUCGCCAGCUACACUGCCAACCUGGCCGCCUUCAUGAUCCAGGAGGAGUUCGUGGACCAGGUGACGGGACUGAGCGACAACAAGUUCCAGAGCCCGUACUCCUACUCUCCACCCUUCCGAUUCGGGACAGUCCCUAACGGCAGCACGGAGAGAAACAUCCGUAAGAAUUAUCCGGACAUGCACCAGUACAUGGUGAAAUACCAUCAGACGGGCGUGACGGACGCACUGGUUAGCCUGAAGACUGGCAAACUGGAUGCGUUUAUUUACGACGCAGCCGUACUGAAUUACAUGGCGGGCCGGGACGAAGGCUGCAAGCUAGUGACCAUUGGAAGUGGCUACAUCUUUGCUACUACAGGCUACGGCAUUGCGUUACAGAAGGGAUCCCCUUGGAAACGCCAAGUGGACCUGGCCAUCUUGGCCAUCAUUGGUGACGGUGAAAUGGAGGAACUGGAGGCCCAGUGGCUGACCGGGAUCUGCCACAAUGAAAAGAACGAGGUCAUGAGCAGUCAGCUGGAUGUAGACAACAUGGCCGGGGUAUUUUACAUGCUGGCUACGGCUAUGGGUCUCAGCCUAAUCACCUUUGUGUGGGAGCAUCUGUUCUACUGGAGGCUUCGCUACUGCUUCACAGGAGUGUGUUCAGGAAAGCCAGGCCUGCUCUUCACCAUCAGCAGGGGUAUUUGGAGUUGCAUUCAUGGUGUCCAUAUUGAUAUGAAGAAAAAGUCCCCUGACUUGGAUUUUAGCCCUCAGGCCAACAUGCUGAAGCUUAUCAAGUCAGCCAAGCAGAUGACAAACAUGACCAACCUGAGUGGUUCGAGGGUAAACUCACCCAAACGCAGUGGCGAGUACAUGCACUCAGCCGGGCCCAUGAUCAUGGAUCUGAUGUCGGAGAAAGGAAACUUUGUCUACACUGACAACCGAAGCUAUGCCCAAAAAGACGUCUAUGCUGACUCCAGUGACAUCCAGAGCUACCUGGCUAACCGGCACAAAGACCACCUGAACAACUACAUCUUCCAGGGUCAACACCCACUUACACUGAACGAGUCCAACCCCAACACCGUAGAGGUGGCUAUGAGUGCAGACGCAGCUCAGACUGCUGCCAAACCCAGGGCACUUUGGAAAAAGUCUGUGGAUACACUACGACAAACCCAGACACCUGACAUGCUGGGUCCAGACCCCCGUCUGUCCAUGAAGAGUCAGCGCUACCUGCCAGAGGAGGCAGCCCACUCCGACAUCUCUGACUGCUCAAGCAGAGCCGCCUCUUACAAGGAUCCCGAGAACAACAAGCACCUGAAGCCCAAGGACAGCUUAAAAAAAAGAUCGAUGACGUCAAAAUACCCUAGGGAUUGCAGCGAAGUGGAGCUGUCCUACUUAAAAAAUAAGCAGGGCGGAACAGGACGAGAAAAAAUCUACACCAUAGACUCUGACCGGGAGCUGAGUCUGCACUCGGAACCCGUGCAUUAUAGAGAGAACAGAGGUCUUGCCUCUGAUGAUUUGGACUUCCCUGAAAUGUACUCUGACCAUAAUGACAAUUACAGAAAGUGUGAACAACCCAUCAUCCAUUUGAACAGCAGCCCCCUCCAUCAUACUGAUGUGGACCUCCUGCCAGACAACGUCUUCAACAAGCAUUACAGCUUAAAGGACAAGAACCUCAGUCCGCAUGAAAGCAACGACCGCUACAAACAAACCCACUGCCGGAGUUGUCUGUCAAAGGUACCCAACUAUGCGACAGGACCCUAUGGCCCCAUGCGCUCACCUUACAACCGCUGCGAGGCCUGCGUCCACAUGUGCAACUUGUAUGACAUCAGCGAAGAUCAGAUGUUGCAGGAGGCCAUGAUCAGUCCCAGCAUGCAGCAAGACGACUUGUUCAGCCAUUACUGGCCCCAGACGGAUGGGCCUCACGUGCAGAAGAGGAACAAGCUACGGCUUAGUCGUCAACACUCCGUCGACAACAUCAUGCUGGAGAAACCCAAAGAGGUCGACCUCAACAGGCCGGCACGCAGCGUCAGCCUCAAAGAGAAGGACCGCUUCCUGGAGGACGGCUCGUACGGAAACCUGUUCAGCAAGUCCGACAAACUGUUUGGCAGCAGGUCCAUGCUCUUCAACCACAACUUGGAGGAGAGCAAGCGCAGCAAAUCGCUUUACCCCGAUCAUACAACGGACAACCCAUUCAUGCAGGCAAUACGGGAUGACACACGCCUGGUCCAUGGCAGGAGCUCUUCUGACAUUUACAAACAAUUUGCUCCUAUCAAAACGAGGAACGAAAACAAUCUGAGGUCCUCUGUGAAGUCCACCGCUUCAUACUGUUCCAGGGAUGGUCGAAUACCCAAUGACUUGUACAUUUCAGAGCAUGCGAUGCCUUAUGUAGCCAACAAGACGAGUGCAUACUCAGCUCCUCGGGUCCUCAGUUCUUCUCAGUUCAGCAAUAGACGAGUGUAUAAGAAAAUACCUAGCCUUGAGUCAGACGUUUAAUGCUCUGUCGUUGUAUAAUUAAAAAUAAUUAUUCACUUAGGGCGCCAUAGUCGGCCACAUAUUAAAAGGAAAAACUGCUAAGUACUCGAGUACUCUAUUUUGCAGCUAUCACUUUUUUUCAUAUAUCAGUAGUCAUCCUCCUGAAUAGCGCUUGCCAAAGGUUUUCAGCAUUUGUUAUUUACCCUGUAGGAAAGCAAAUAUUUCCUGGGCAAGCUAUGAAAGCCCGGCUAGUCAGGUUUUAUGCUGGGGAAACUGGGUCCAGGGCUGACUGACCCUACAGUCACCUCAGAGGCGUGUGUAUUAUUGAAAAGGCAAUUACUGAGACAGAUGGACCACUUUGAAGUGGGCCAGAUUGUAGCCUAGCCACGGCGCUUUAGGAGUUGUUUACUGAAUAAACCUUAGGCAAGCAAGGAGUGUUUCAACAAAAGGAAGCAUAACAUUGCGUUGCUUUUAUUAUCUAUUACUAUAGAGUUGGGAUUUUUGGCAUUCUAAUCCCUAUUUAGACCUUUAGAAUUUUAGCUUAUGUGGUAGCAAAAUAAUCAUUAGUUACCCUCAUGUCCCUGCUUUUUAAACUUCUCAAUUACUGGCAGGAAGAUUCUUUUGCACGUAUUUACUUAUUUAUUUACGUACUUAUUUAAUUUUAUUAGAAAUACAACUCAUUUACAUUUACACGAAACAGUGUUUAUGACAGAUUAAAGCUGGUUGUGCCGGCGCAAUGAAAGCUUGACCUGUACCAAGUAAGUCUGUUUGACCGAUUAGUGUCUGGGAAUGUUUUGUUGAUCCCCCAUCUGAAACAGGGUACUGACAAUUUUUUGGUUGUCUGUUGACUUUACAUUUGAACUUGUGUAAUCUGUUACGUUGAGUACUUGAGUGCACUGUGAAAUCAGAGCAUUACUGAAUGACUGUUGUUUACUUUUUGCUGGGUGGCUGCAAUGCCUGUGGUUGCUGCAUUCUUGCCAUCAGGUCAGUUCAAAACAGCUCUGAAACAUUAGAUAAGUUCAACCAUGAAUGUUGGUUUUCACCAAGUUACCUGUUCAUCAGUUAUUAGAUCAAAAUAUCUAAUGUCUUGGCAAUGUUCUGGGUUCUGUAAGGGUUCUUAGCUUUCUAAAAGGGUUGUGCUUGGAAGCCUCUCUGAAUGGAAAACCCUGCAUUGUAGGGUCAAACAUGCAUAAGGGUUCCUGAAGAGGGAAAAACUGAAGCACCAUUUAGGAUUCUAGAUAAGUACCAUUUAGGGCUCUGAACAGCAAAUAAAUUGCUAGCUUGGUGUACUUUCACGCUCUCAAGAAUGGCCAACUCAGUGGCCAAAAUCUCUUAAAAUCUCGUUGUGCAGACAGGAUACAGAGCUGCAGUCUUAGGGAAAAAAAGCUUUCCUCAAGGGUUCUUUGGCUAAGUAAGGGUUCUAAGCUUUCUAAAGAGGUUCUACUUGGAACUCUGGAAAGGAAAGUGCUUUAUUAUAGGAUUCUACAUUAGAUUGCCUCAGAAGAACAAACUGAUUUACCCUUAGGUUCCUGCCCUCUCUGAAAUGAAAACCCUCGAUUGUAGGGUCCAGGUGUAUUUAGAACCUUUAAGGAUUUCCGCUCAAGUGUCAAACUGAAGUACCCCUUUAGAGUCCUUGAUUUAUGUAUUCUGACUGAAUAACUAAUAACUAAUAAACAGGCAACUUGGUGUACUUUCACUCUCUUAAAGAUGGCCAACACAAUGGGCAAAACCUCUUAAAAUCCUGUUCUGCAGACCUGAUACAAAGCUGCACUCUUAGGAAAAAAGCUUUCCUCAAGGUUUCUUUGGAUAGGUAAGGGUUCUUAGCUCUCUAAAGGAGUUCAUUCUUGUGAACUCACAAGAGAAAACACUUUAUGGCAGAAUUCUACAUAGAACCUGUAGAAGACUGAAGAAAAUGAUAGAUAGGUAGAUUUUUCCCACAAGGACAAACUUUUUAGAAAGAACACUUCAGGAUUCUAUAGUUAAACUUUUUUCUAAGAGUGUUCAUGGUGAAUUCUGUACUGAAUUAAACCUUAUAUCCAAAUCCGAUACCUCAGGAUCAUUCUAUGUUGUGGACGGUCAUCUAGUUCAAUCCAGAACAGUUUGCUGAUUUCUCUGCCCUAACUCAUUAAUGCUUCCUCCUGAGUAGGAUUCUGAAGACCAGAAUCGCUCAAGACUUUCCGAGGUUCAUUUCAGGCAACUCUUUGAAGCUCUUAAGGAAUAAAACAUAAUGGGGCAUGCGCCUGGAAAAUAAUCAAUGAUGGAGUAGUGUGAUGCUCCCGAUCCGAAGCAAGUUAUUAUUACCACCAUAAAAUUGUUUAUUUUCAAAUACCAACACAUCCUAAAGUGUUUUAUUCCUCUUAUACCAUAGCAAUUUGCCAAUGAUUACAAUUUUUAAUGUAUUAAAUGAAAACACAUCAUACUUUUUUAUCUGUUUAUAGUUAGAUUUAAAAGAGUUCUCUAUCAGCGAAGAACAUUUAAAAAAGAAGUUCUCACUUACGUUAUAGCAGCUAUAAACAGUCAUUCCCUCACCAGCCUCUCUUUUUUCUCUCUCUUAAGUUAAUAAGGCAAAAAAAUGCAAUUUGUCAUUUUUUUGUUACAGAGAAACCACAAAGUGCAAACUCCUCUGUCCUGAGGAUUUUGGAAUAAACAUCUCCUUAGAGAAAACUAAUCGGCGUCUGCCGUACAAGUCCCUGUGAAUGAGCAGUUACUAAAGAAAUGAUAAUGAUGAUGAGCUGCCGUUGUACAAAAUAACACCUUCUGACCAAUCAGAAUCGAGCAUUCAACAUCACUGUGGUAUAAGGAAGCAUAAAUGAGACAUUACCCUGGUUACUUGAAAUCAGGAAAUCAUCAAAUGGAUUGAAAUCGAUGACCGCUGGUGUUUGGCCUUCACUUCAGAGCUCAAAAGCACACAUAUAUGUUGGGUUUAGCAAGUCUUUCUUUAUUCUCUCGUCUCCACUGCGGUUGUUUACUCAUCCAAGGUCUUUCAGCGCAGUCACUUUAAUACGAAACACAAUUAGACACGAGCGAGCCGAGAGGCGUUUCUGCUCAUCCAGCCAUGUUCCAAUCGAGAAUGCUGCUCAUGACUCCAGGUCUUAUAUUAAAAAAAAAAAAAAAUGCAAGCUUUUUGUUUGGUUUUAAUGUAUUCAGAGGAUGAUGUUAUAUUAUGAGACUAGCAUUUAAGGACAGAUGUUUAAUGCUGCACUGGGCCAGUUUUCAUAUCAUCAUCUCCCAAAGGAAUUCUUGCUCUUUCCUGUGAGAGUAACCCAGCGUUCGGAGAUCCUCAGAGAUUUAGAACCUUUAGUAGGUAUCAUGAACAUGUUUAUCUGAUUAAGUGCUGCUUGACGAAGCUAAUGUGUAAGUAAUAUGCACAUGUAAAAUAUCAAGGUCUUGUAAUCAUGUAUAACAUUCGUAGAUUUUUUCUAAAUGAAGAUUUGAAGUUUUUUUUUUUUUUUAAUAUCACACUCUUAAUAACUCUUAAUAACCCCGCUCCUUGAGUUGAGCAGUAAUGUAUUUUGAUUACCUGAAAACUAUUAGAGGCAUGCAACCCACCUGUAAUGCUUUAUACGCUUUUGUUAUGAUCUUAAGAUCCAGUUAUUUGUAACAGGGUGAAAAUAUUACCUGCUGUACGGAAACAACACGAUCAUUUUCACGACGAGGAAGGAUGGAAGGAAAAAAAAAAAAGCAGGUGUUUUGAUAACGGAUGUGUUAUUCUGCGAACCACAGCUGCGUUUUUCUCUCAUGUCCCUGCUGUAAGGUGAAUAACCUCGCUUUAUUCCUCAGCAUCACCAGCUACUCCACACUCCAGCUGUAAAGACAAAAAUUAAAAAAACAUCCUUUUCCAAGGCGACUGCCCCCCCCCACCCCCACCCCCAAAGAUACAACCUCUUCUUCUUUCAUCUUUUUCUUUUUUUCUCCUUUUUUCUUUUAAUUUAUUGUUUGCUGUAACAAUAGAGCUUUCUUUAAAAAAAUUCCCUCAAGGAGUGAAAGAACUAUUUUAAAUAUAAGACACAUGUAAAAUCACUUGUAAAUUCAAAUACAUCAUUAUGAAAAAGAGGGUUUUUGGUGUGAUUUUUCUUUUCAGACCUGCUGCUGCUGCUAAAUGAUAUAGUAGCAUUUAUUUAUUUGUUUCUUUGUUUGUUCUUUUAUUCUAUCCUUUUUUUCUACUCUCUUUCUUUCUUUAUUUCUUUCAGAGAGUAAACAUUGGUUCAUUUAUUUUUCAGUUUAUUCUUUUUCUUUCUUUCUUUCUUUCUUUCUUUCUUUCUAAAAGUAAAUGUUUAUUUAUUUAUUUAUUUAUUUAAUAUUUUUCUACCAUCUUUUUUCUUUUCUUUCUUUCUUUCUUUCUUUCAAUGUCUGCAAACAAACACAUGAAUCAAAUAGGGAUUGUAGCCAUGCAGUUUUUUUGAGUGUGUAAAAAUAUAAAUUUCUUUAUUUUACUUUUUUUUUUUUUGAAAAAUUAUUAAUUUAUAUAUUUUUUUUUCCUCAGUUGGCUUGCAGGUGAUUUUGGAUGAUGCAUGUCUCAUAGAUAAGCAUUACAUAAAGAGUGUGAAGUCUGAGACUCUUCCACAAACUACUCAAAACCAAAAUGUUAUUUUUCUUCUUCUUCUUUUUUUCGGUUAGUGUGUGUGUACCUGAGGAUGAUUUCUUGUACGAGUUUUCGGUUGGUCACGUCUGAUAUGAGGGAACGUGCAGGUCAGGGAUCAUUUGCAACUGCAGGCGAAGCAAACGAUUUGAUUGUGAUUUCAGGUUUAGGAAGAAUUUCCAUCCUUAGUUUAUAAAGAAUCUUAAGUACGGUAUUUUUGAUUUACUUUUCAUAGUGCAAGUGUGAAUUUAAAGUAGCUCAGAUGAUUAUUUCAAUAAGGAAGUGCUAAAGAGCUAGAUUAGGCAAAGUAGUCGAGUCGAUAAGAGACACGAUUAGUACUUUCUCAAUUUUAAAAAUGCAAAUUAAGGAGUAACUGUUUUGUCUGUCAGUGAGUGUUUAUUCUCAGAAUUCUUUUCCCGCAAAGAUUCAGGUUUAGGACGUUUAUUUCCUCUGUGGCCAUGUUUGUGUUUGAGAGUCGCCUUUUCAGCAUCUCAUCGCCCACUAAUAGAGCCAUUUUCCCUCCAAACAAAUCCAUAAAAACCUCUUUGAAUCAUAUAAACAGAUAAAACAAUGAGUCUCCGUUGGAAGCUGAUGGAGUCGAUCCAUCAAGGCGAGUUUUAUCUCCCGGAAAAAAACAUCAAGAUUAUAAGAUGGCAAUAAUCUCAAAAAAAAAAAAAAAAAAAAAAAAGGAAUACACUCCACUCUCCAGCCUUUGUAUUAAAUAAAAUAGUGUAACGCUUCAAGUUUGCUUAAGGAUCGUGUUCAUAGGGCUUCAUGACACUCAUAUGUCCCCUUUAUAGGAUUUGACAUAAACAUACACUACCAUUUAUAAAGCCUUAUUCCAAUAGGGGUUCAUUAAGACUUUUGUUGCUUUUGUCAAUUCUGAAGACAAGUUAUCAUAACACCUGAGUUUUUGACAUAAGGAUGUUAUGACACUUGUCAGAGUGACAUAAUAGCGAUGAAGUCACAGUAUUACAGUGUCAUGGAAUUGGCAUACAUAAGUAUUCAUAAAGAUGCAUAACUCUUGUCAUUAAAGUGCCAUGGAAUUGGCAUAGGUAUUCAUAAAGGCACAUAACUCUGUCAUGAUCAUAGCUGAAGCCUGUUGGAAUAAGAAUUUAAAAAUGUUUAUGAGCUUUAUGUCACUUGUCUUGAUUGGCUUAUGUAGGUGUUAUGUAGCUCUAGGUAACUGACACCUGUUGAAAUAAGCCUUCAUAAAUAUUUAUGUAGGUUUAUGUCAGUUGUCUUGAGAGACUUAUGUAGGUUAUAUGAAGCUUGUUGGAAUAAAUCUUUCUAAAUUCUUUUGUAGGUUUAUGUCAUUGUCUUGUAGGGCUUAUGAGGGUGUUAUUUAGCUCUAGGUAGCUGACACUUGUUGGAAUAAGCCUUUAUAAAUGUUUAUGGAAAGGUUUCUGUAGGUGUUAUUUGGCCCAAGAUAGCUGACACCUGUUGAAAUAAACCUUUAUAGAUAUUUAUGUAGAUUUAUGUCACUUGUCUUGAUUGGCUUAUGUAGGUGUUAUGUAUCUCUAGGUAGCUGACACCUGUUGGAAUAAGCUUUUAUAAAUGUUUAUGUAGGUUUAUGUCAGUUGUCUUAUAUGGCUUGUGGAAGUGUAGCCCUAUGUAGCCGAUGUCUGUUAAAAUAAACCUUAUAAAUGUUUAUGUAGGUUUAUGUCAGAUGUCAUGAAGGGUUUAUGUAGGUGUUAUGUAGCCCUGUGAACACUAUCCUGAAAGUAAAGUCUUUCCAAAAAAAAAAUAUUACUUUACUUUUUGAAGAAAAUGACAAAAUUAGACUUUGUUUUAAAAUCCAGAAUGAUCUAUACUAGUUUUUUUCACAGUGAGCUAAUUUCAGAGACGAGACUACGAGGCGUUCGGAGUAAAGACAGGAACAGAAUCCUUCACGCACGACUGCGUUCACUUACCCGUAAUUAAGCCUUACAUUCUAGUGAUACAAUACAGAUGGAAAUGUAAUUUAAAUGUAAAUGAAGACGCCUGAUGAUCAGCGGAAGGUUAUCGUCUCGGAUUUCGCUUUCAGUUCGAGUUCCCCUCGUUGUGCGUUGAAGUAUCCGUCGAGCUUCGUGUUCAUUUCAUGUCAGACGGUGGAGGAUUGUUGAGUGGGAUUCUGAUCGAAAGUGAGUUAGUAAAUGUUGCAAGCAAUGUUUUCGUUUUAACAAUUUGUGUUGCAUGACUUUGUGCAUAUUGGACGUGUAACUUUGAAACUGAGAAAAGUCCGUAAGUGAGAUUGCAUUCAGGUUAGAGAGAGAGGGAGAGAGAGAGAGAGAGUUGUGUUUCCUGUUUCCUCGUUAAAAUUUGUAUUAAUAUUUUCUGUUUUUAAUCUUAUGUGCACUUAAUCCAUUGGAUCUGUCUCUGUUUUGUUUUUUGUUUGUUUUUCUUUAGUUUUUUUUAAAAAAUAAUAAUUAACCGUUAUCACAUUGUGCUCGCACUAAAAAAUGUCUUUCGACAGACUUUCUGCUUUCGGGCAAACUGCAUGAGAAAGUACUAAUUCAGUGGGAUGGUUGAAACAUAUCCUGCUUUCGCUGAACUACAUUGUUUCCUAUCGUUUGUAAUAUAAAAAGUAGUCUAGACAGCUGUAUUGUUUUAUGUUCGAUGAUUCAUUUUGUAUGUGUAAGAUCUUGUUAAGGGGGCGUGUCUUCGGAUGUUGCGUGUAAAUAUGUUGCUGAUGGCGAAAAAAUGAGGCGGGGUUCUACAAGAUGUAAAAAAAAAUAUGUACAUAAGUUUCAUUUUCUAAUAAAGGCGCUUUCUGCCACUUUAUACGAACCCUCACUGUGUGACUGG
Pangasianodon hypophthalmus (striped catfish) is the source of this 12129-nucleotide messenger RNA. It is a transcript of the gene grin2aa, whose product is annotated as glutamate receptor, ionotropic, N-methyl D-aspartate 2A, a. The record is from RefSeq and is a predicted model, not a curated record. The coding region runs from base 396 to 4784 and encodes 1462 amino acids. Gene Ontology annotation, molecular function: transmitter-gated monoatomic ion channel activity involved in regulation of postsynaptic membrane potential; NMDA glutamate receptor activity. Gene Ontology annotation, biological process: excitatory postsynaptic potential; synaptic transmission, glutamatergic; monoatomic ion transport. Lineage: Eukaryota; Metazoa; Chordata; Actinopteri; Siluriformes; Pangasiidae. The transcript has 13 exons. Gene Ontology annotation, cellular component: postsynaptic membrane; postsynaptic density membrane; plasma membrane.